Messenger RNA from Corticium candelabrum, 1808 nucleotides. RefSeq lists its product as uncharacterized. The record is from RefSeq and is a predicted model, not a curated record. The coding region runs from base 237 to 911 and encodes 224 amino acids. NCBI's taxonomy places the organism in Eukaryota, Metazoa, Porifera, Homoscleromorpha, Homosclerophorida, Plakinidae. The transcript has a single exon.
UUUGUGAUUAGGCUAUAUUUUCUGUGAGCAAGAGAGCACUCCUGGCUCUGUUGAGCAUCAUCGCCACUAUGUUACAAGUAUUGGGAUCAUAUAACAAUACAGGUCAAUUUCUUGCUAAACAUAUACCAACAUCUGAGUACAAAUUGAAGCAAAGUCUGCCACAUAAAGGCAAAGAUCAGUUUACAAAGUAUGUUGUAUGUAAACCAUGUUAUUCGCUGUAAUAGUUGGAUGAACUGAUGGAAAAGAGCCGUUGUUCUCAAAUACAUUGCAGCCACACAGUACGGCCCGAUCACCCUCAACAGGAGCGUAGACAACCGUGUGGCACACCAUUACUCCAUGAAGUUACUUUUUCACACAAAGAAAACUUAUUCUACCCACAGUACACCUAUUGCUACAAUAGUAUUGUUCAAUCACUCUCUGAUCUUCUUUCUCGGCCAGGUAUACCAGAACAGUUAGAGCUAUGGCGCCACAGAAGUGUCCCAUCUGGCCACUUAGGCGAUGUAUAUGAUGGAAAGAUAUGGAAAGAGUUCGAGGCAAUCAGUGAUGGGUUCAGCCUUUCAAAGCCAAGACACUAUGCUGGAAUUCUAAAUGUUGACUGGUUUCAACCAUUUAAGAAUGGUACCACAUCAGUAGGAGUUAUUUAUCUUGCACUGAUGAAUUUCCCUCGAUAUCUGCGUUUCAAAAGACAGAACGUGCUUCUGGUUGGAAUAAUCCCAGCAGUGAAGUCUGAGCCAGCAUCUCUUAAUACAUUUCUCAAACCACUGGUAGAUGAGCUGAAAGCAAUGUGGGAAGAUGGUGUGCUAUUGACAACAUCUCAAUCUCCGACAUUUCGAUUACAACACCGACUAGCUUUACUGUGUGUUUCUUGUGACAUCCCUGCUUAUUACCAAUUACCUGCGUAUUGCAAAUAAUUACGUAUCACCAACAUGAGUCUGUCACUAUAGGUGUUGAAAGAUACAUGUCGCAAAUGGCAAAGUGAACAAGACGAUGUCCGUGUCAUUUUGGCUUCAUGGGCAGGUUGCAAUGGAGAAGUAGACCAAGAACAUUUUGUCCUUCGUCCCGGCAAAGUUUUGUUUUAUGUCCAACAUUCUAUUAAAAUUUAUGGACAUAAAUAUGAACACCUCUUUGCAUGCGUUAAGUGGUAUAUCCAUUGUCCACAAAUCCCAUCAUUCCCUCCGUUGUCACACUGGCAGCAAGGAGUAUUUGAAGAAGGAGGACCAUCAACUUUCAUGCCAGUUCAGCGAAUCCAUUCAUGUGUACUAAUGCAAUGUCAACAAGAUGGCCAAAGAGUCUUGACAAUCUGCCCUCUUCCAAGAAAGGACCUAAUUUGAUAGAAAACACUGCUUGUUAUAAUUACCAUAAAUGUGGUCAUUUGUCACUUGUGUGGUACUCAAUAGCAGAAAUUAAAACAUUGUUAAUUAAUGUCACUCUAGUGCAUUGCUAAUGUUACUUUAGUCUGAUUCAUAGCAGUAGCAAAACACAGAAGUACACAUUAUACUACUGAAUCAGUAUGCUCUAUUUUCAUCAUUGUAUAUAUAUAUAUACAUAUACUAUGUGUGCAUGAAUCAAUGUAUGGAUCACUAUGCAGCAUGUUAUCAACUAAAUGCCACCAUCGACCAUGCAUUCCUGUUUUGUCCCAAAUAAAAAUAUCUUAAAAUAGGGCUUUGUGUUUUUACGGUUCCUGAACAUCACACCACCAACUCUCUACGACGGUCAAAGACAACAAGCCCAACAAAAAGCCCAACAGAUACAGAGCCAUGAUGAUACACGAGACAGUGUGGCUAUAAAGAACCACAGAGAAGGUCCAG